GCGGUUACGGACGAAAGUGGGUUGCUUUGGUUGCCUUUGCCUUCCGAAUAUUUGUCUAUUUUUACCGUCUACACAAUACAAAUCUGAACUAAUUAAAGGGCCGGCUACUUUUCAUCCUGAAAGGUUUGAAAAGUACUUUUCUACAAAUUUUCAGUUAGAUUUCAAAGUGUAAGAAUUAGAUUACAAAAAAAAUAUUUUGUUUCGAAACAAUGAGUGUCUGGCCAAAAAUGCGGCGAAUAGCAACAAUAGCAAUCGGGGCUGCCGGUGGGGCAGCAGCCUACUGGUAUGCUUCGAAGACGAUAGAUAAACGGGAAGUCCACAAUUCCUGGACAACCAAUUUUAAACCGUCCGAGUACAGCAAAUGGGAUUACAACUGGGAUCAUCGAGAACCAAGAAGUUUGGUGGAACCCAUAAGUGAAAUGGCCAAUCCGGCAGUGCAAAACCGCUUUAACGAAAAGUUGGAUAAGAAGCGAGCCAAAGUAACGCGACAUCUAAUUUUAGUCCGCCACGGCCAGUAUAAUAUGGAAGGUAAAAACGAUACGGAACGUUAUUUGACUGAGAUAGGACGCAAACAGGCCGCAAUCAGCGGGCAGCGGCUUAAGCAUUUGGGCAUCGAUUUUGAUUGUAUUGUCCGAUCAACUAUGACUCGGGCACAGGAGACUGCCGCAAUAAUAUCGUCACAUUUCCCAGAGUUAAAAUUGCACGAUGAUGCUAUGCUCGAGGAAGGUGCACCAGCUCCGCCAGAACCUCCCGUCGGCCAUUGGCGACCGGAAGUCUCGCAGUUCUUUGAGGACGGAGCCCGCAUAGAGGCCGCAUUUCGUAAGUAUUUCCACCGAGCCGAUGGUCACGAAAAGCAGGAUACCUAUACAUUAAUUGUGUGCCAUGCCAACGUAAUCCGGUACUUCGUUUGUCGAGCGCUGCAGUUUCCACCGGAAGCUUGGCUGAGAAUUUCACUUGGCCACGCAUCGCUCACCUGGAUCUCAAUCAUGGACGAUGGCAGAGUAACUUUGCGCACUCUCGGCGAAACAGGGCAUAUUCCGCGAGAUUUACUUAGCAGAUGAGUUCUUCGUAUGGCCUUACGAGUGGUGGGUGCUGUGUUUUCAAUUGAAAUAGUAUUUGCUUAUGGUGUAAGUGAAUUGUUGCCAACUUAUGAUUUUUUGUCUUUUAUCGAAAAAUGCGGAAAGAGUAUUUUGUAAGCGUCGGUGGAAAAUAUACUGCCAAUCUAAUUUCAA
Messenger RNA from Wyeomyia smithii (pitcher-plant mosquito), 1232 nucleotides. It is a transcript of the gene Pgam5, whose product is annotated as serine/threonine-protein phosphatase Pgam5, mitochondrial. Gene Ontology annotation, cellular component: mitochondrion. Gene Ontology annotation, biological process: positive regulation of mitochondrial fission. Bases 210 to 1061 code for a protein of 283 amino acids. The transcript is spliced from 3 exons. The record is from RefSeq and is a predicted model, not a curated record. Lineage: Eukaryota; Metazoa; Arthropoda; Insecta; Diptera; Culicidae.